CUUUAAAUGGCCAUAAGCGGGGAGAUAUGAUUCAUUUCAGACAGGAUUCGAAGUGGAAAUGUAGUCUCGGAGACGUUAGCAGUCAGUUAAGCAUAUAAGAAAUGUCAGUUAGUUUAAAGUACAUCACAGCUAUUUGUAUUUCAUGGGAAGAAAACACAAAAGAUCAAAGCCAACAAACUCAGAACUUGAAGCAGAGAAGCAGCGUGAGAAAAUAAGAAACUCCAUUUUGAAAGUUUUUCGAGCAAGGCUUUCAAACCCUAAUGGUGGAGGGGCCUUACUGGUAGGCAAAGACACUGACGUGUCCCCACCUGAACACUUGUCAAUCACUAGUCGUACCCAGAAUGAUAGCUCCUCCUCCAGCAUGAGUGACAGUGAUGACAGUCUUAGAAAGGCAAGUCAAGGACAAACUCGAACCAGGAGGAAGAGGAGGUGCAAAAGAGGACAUAAGAGGUCAAAGGUCACUUCUAAAACACAGAAUGAGAAAUCUGCUGCAACAAGGCAUCUAAGGGCUGUUCAUGAUGUUCGGGAUGCCUUACAUGAAUCUGCUGAAAAGGGACAGGACAAAAUUAGCCUUAUAACUGUGAACAGAUUAACAAAUAAAGUUGGUUUAUUUAACAAGGGAAGGAAGUCUGAAACCAUAUCCAGAGAUAUUCAUGUUUCCGACUCUGUGAAAAAGAAAACGGAAGAUGACCUUAAGAACAUAGUAAACCACAGCGAUGAUAAUGGACUACCUGUUACUAAAGACGUUGAACCACCCAGUUCUGUUAAUAUCAAGAAUUUCAAUCUGACAACAAAUGAAGAUAUUCUAUCAGGUGCUAGUGCUAAACUGACACAUUUAAUCAGACAUAGUUCUGAGCAGACUCAUACCAGGUCAAGUGUUCUGAGCUCAGGAGAUCAUAGCAGACUCAGUUCUAAAAUGUCCAUCACUCCAGUGUCAGAACCAAGCAACAAGCAAGUCAACUCAGCAGGGUCGUGUAAGAGCACAGGUAGUUGUGGCACAGAAGAGAAAAUGCCAGAGAGUCCACCAUAUGAGGAAAUUGCACAGCAGCUAAUGUUUACUGUCAAACCAAGACUUGUGUUUCCAGGACAAAGCAUUUUAGAAGAAACACGAGAGGAAUUACAGAAACUAAUGAGACAAAAUGCUCCGAGAUCAGCAACUCCAACCCCAAACUUGUUAAAACUUGGCAGUGCAUGUACAGGAUCAGUGAAGAGGUCCCUACUAGAAAGAUUUCCACCUGAGAAUGGCCAUACAGAUAGUAAAAGCUACCCAAAUAUGGUUGGACAAUCCGAGAAGAUCACUUGUGUUGACUCAGAAUUUCUUGAUAUUCCAAAACCACAGAGAAACAACACAUCCAUCACUUCAAACAUUGUCACCGAUGCUCAAGUUUUGUUGAAGUGUAAUGACCUUGCUAUUACCGUGUCUGAACAUCGAUACUCACCUUUACCUAACAAAGACAAAAUUCAAAACUUUAAUCCAGAUGCAAGAAAUAUUUUACGCCACAAUGACUCAGAGAGAGCCAAGAAAUUGAUAACGAUCCCACAGUCCAGACAUGGUGAACAGGAGUUUCUACAAAGUAGAUCGCAACCGAUGACAGUGUUUAGAACAAAACAGAGGGACCAUCUGCAACUUCAUCCAGAUAUCCAUCAUGGUAUUUCCAUGGAUACCGAUGAGUGUUCCACCAGAGAACGAGAGUCCAGCCAGCAUGAUUCCCAGUCCUCCAGACACAGUCUUCACAGUUCCCAGGCAUCUUCCUACAGUCAUACUGACAGGAGGUCCUUACACUUUAACCAAGUAGGCGAAGAAAACAAGGCAGUUGUUGCAGAGUUGCGGCACUACCCAGAAUGCCUAUUACAGAACAGCACAUACUAUAGUGAUAGUGUGGAUUAUAUGAUGCCCCAUGACAGACAUUCCACUCAUCAGGUACACAAAUUAAAGACAAAGGAACCCAUGGAUUUUAUUGAUAUGCUGGAUGACACUCGGCCCAAAUCCAAGUCCCCAGUUGCAGCAGUCAAUAUGUUGAAGUCAGCAACUCCAGAUUCUGACGGUUCUCCUUUGUGGCUUCCUAUUCCACCCCCACUUCCGAAGAAGCCAACAUUUGACACACCUAGCCCUCCAGAAAAACUAUACCCUCGUCUUCUCUAUUGAAGGAAAUCUGCAUCUACUGACCAGGUUCUGUCAAUAAAUACCAAAUUCCAAUAUAUACAACAGAUAUAUCAAGGGAAUUUCUCUAGACUGUACUGGUACCAAGUUUUGUGAAGGAAAUACUCAAUGAAUGGAUUGAUAAAAUUCCAUUUAACUGUAGGUAUAUUGCGAACAAAAUCCUGACAAAUGAAGUCAGGAAAUUCCACCAAAAUGUAGAUAUUGUGAAGAUCUGAAGGUAUAUAUUGUGAAGGAAACAGUCCAAAUACCAAACGAUUGAAUUGGGUGUAACAUUCAUCAACUCUUCAGAGGGAAAUCUCCUGAAUUGAACAGAUACUGUGAGUUUUUCAAAGGGGUGCUCCUCCCGACUACUACUGUCAUGGAUACCUUGACAAGGGAUUGAGGGAUUCCCUCGAGCUUCCUGGACUUUCCCCUUUGGUUAAUUUUGGUAGCUUAUUAAUAAAAAUGUCAUUGCGUCAUUUUGCGAAAUCAAUUACAAGAAAUUUCCAGUUUGUGAAUUUAUUUCAUUUAAUUAAUUAUGGUAUGUUAUUUAAGUAAAUUAUACAUGCUUUUGUUUCAUCAUUACAACUCCUUGUAUGUCUAAAAGUUUUUUCUGUUCUUCUGAGUUUAUUUCCAAUCUUUUUUUUUUUUGACAUUUCAGUUAACUAAAUGAAGUCAAAUAUUUUAAACAAAUAUGUAAAUAAAUUGUACAUAAUAUUAAAUAUAUUGUCAACAUGUUUUAAUUGAUGCUGUAGUUAAAUAAACAAAACUAUAGACCAAACUUCUGGUCUAUUUGUUUUAAUUCAUAAUGUUUCUAAAUUAUGAUGACAAAAUUUCCUUCUGUCUUAUUGGUCAUCAUAAUGCAAUAGGAUUGCAGAUCUGUACAAAAUGUUUAAAAAAAAUGUUUUGUCUGAACAAGACAAACCUUUUCUUGAUCUAUUAAUAAUUAAUUACACAGAACCA
Pecten maximus is the source of this 3103-nucleotide messenger RNA. RefSeq lists its product as uncharacterized. The record is from RefSeq and is a predicted model, not a curated record. The transcript is spliced from 15 exons. The coding region runs from base 143 to 2146 and encodes 667 amino acids. NCBI's taxonomy places the organism in Eukaryota, Metazoa, Mollusca, Bivalvia, Pectinida, Pectinidae.